GUGAGUGGCCCCGUUGCCCAGCAACCAGGUGGCAGCGUCCCCUGAGCCAGGAUCGUGCAGCUGCGCCCAGCCCUGCCCUACCCUGCUUCUCACGGGCCUGCAGGACCCCUGGGGCCCUGUGCUUAUUCCCCAAGACUGGGACAGCUGGGGCCUCUGGUCACAAUGAACAUUGUUCUCUUCAGGGACAGCCAGGUGAGGGCGAUGGAGAGCACAGUGACCAACGCCGAGAAGUACUUCGGCCGGUUCUGCUCGCUGCUGGCCGCCUACACCCGGAAGACAGCCCGGCUGCGGGACAAGGCCGACCAGCUGGUCAAGCAGCUCAUUGACUUCGCCAACACGGAGAACCCCGAGAUGCGGGCCACCAUGAGGAACUUCGCCGAGGAGUUGGCCAAAGUGCAGGACUACCGGCAGGCCCAGGUUGAGAGGCUGGAGACCAAGGUGGUCACCCCCCUGAAACUCUAUGGGCCUCAGAUAAAGCAGACGCGGGCCGAAAUCAAGAAAUGCAAACAUAUACGGAAUAAUGAGAUCAAACAACUGGAAAAGUUGGAGAAACUGAGGCAGAAGUCACCUUCGGAUAGGCAAAUGAUCUCCCAGGCAGAGACCAGCGUGCAGAAGGCCUCGGUGGACGCCAGCCGCACCACCCACCAGCUGGAGGAGACAGUCGACGCCUUCCAGACGCAGAAGCUGAAGGACCUGCAGAAAAUUUUUUCGGACUUCGUGACCAUUGAGAUGGUCUUCCACGCCAAAGCGGUGGAGGUGUAUUCCAGCGCCUUCCAGACGCUGGAGAACUACGACCUGGAGGGGGAUCUGCAGGAUUUUAGAGCCAAGAUGCGCGGAGUUACUGGGUACAAUGAUGCCCGGCCCCGCAGGGACACCGCUCCCUCCGCAGCUGUUCCGUGGUCUCGCCCCUGCCAGAGCACCCAGAGCACCAUGCGCAGCCAGAGAAAAGAAGAGGCGGCGAGUGAGGACGACUUUGCUGAGGAGGACCUGGAGGAGGAACUCAGGGUCUGGGCUAGGGACUCCAUCAAUGGGACCAGAACUUCCAAGUUAGAAAACUAGGGGCCGGCCCUGGGUGUUUGGGGGGCCUCUGCUGCGUAUCCCUGGCGAAUCACAUGUCCUCUGAGCUUGUUUCCUCAUCUGCACAACAGGGACAGUCUCACUCGCCUCCCAAGUGCCCUGGGUUUCAAUGUGCCCAGCAUGGCGCCUGGUGCAUAGUAGGUGUUCAAUAAACAAUGGGGGCAUCCCGACCUGACUCGUGCUGACUCUCAUUUCCCACUGUGACCUGGGAACCCGAGUGUUUAAACCCUGUGUGUGUGUUGGAGUCCAAAUUCCCUCUUUUUGUAAGGAUGCCAGCCCCACUGCCCUAUCCAGUAUGACCCCAUCCUCACUAAUUACAAGUAAGAGUCUAUUUCCACUUUCGGAGGCCCUGGGAGUUAGGACGUCAACAUGUAAGUUGAUUCACCCCAUAACACAUGAACAUGGUGUGCAGGGAUGACCUUGGGAUUGGGGGACACAUCACAGAAGUCCAGGGAAGUGGAGGGGCGAUGCAGGUCAAGGGAGGGGUGGGCACAUGAUUUUCUCUCAGCAAGAGGAGAAUACCACACUUUACUCAUGAAAUCAUUGCAGGACUAACAUCCUCACCACAGUGAUUGUAUUACCCGAAGUCCAGCUCCCUGGCACCUCCUCAGGGAAGCCCACCCUGAUUCUACGAAGAAGGACAUUCUAAAAAUAACUAAAGCAUUCUAAAUUUUCUAUAUAAUAGGUAACUUAUAAAAUAACAUA
Myotis brandtii (Brandt's bat) is the source of this 1782-nucleotide messenger RNA. It is a transcript of the gene CIBAR2, whose product is annotated as family with sequence similarity 92, member B. Gene Ontology annotation, cellular component: ciliary transition zone; ciliary basal body. Gene Ontology annotation, biological process: cilium assembly. Bases 163 to 1059 code for a protein of 298 amino acids. The record is from RefSeq and is a predicted model, not a curated record. The transcript has 9 exons. Lineage: Eukaryota; Metazoa; Chordata; Mammalia; Chiroptera; Vespertilionidae.